AGGGGUCAAUUUAACGGUUCUGUUUAUCAGUCUUACCGAUAAUUCCAUUUAAAAACUUAUUAUCAAAGAGUGUUCACUAACGGCCUUAGAGACAAACUGGACCAAAAAUCUUAAAGACGUGAUUUAAGUCUACCUGUUCUUAACUCUGUAGUCUCCAAGCAAGGAGUCAAUGUCUUAGAUGUACGUUCUCUAUUAUAAGUGAGUUCGUUGCAGAAGUAUUUUGCUUUAGAAGAAUGAAGUACGUAACCAGUUCCAGGUUUGAAGAUUCAGACAAGUGAAACAUGCCAGAUUCUACUUCAGUUUCCAAACCAUUUGAACGACUGCCUACAAGUGUACUUCCAAUUCACUACAACAUCAAUUUCAAACCUGAUUUGCAGAAACUUGUGUUUGAAGGUCAUGAAACCAUCAAAAUUGAGGUGAAGAAUGAGACAUCUGUUGUGGUUUUAAAUGUUUUGGAGCUCCAAGUGAAGCUGGCUCGCUUCACUAGAGAAGGUGGAUUAGAACAAAAUGCCACAAAUAUUAAAGUAUCUCAAGAUGAUGAAAGACUGAUACUGACCUUUGAUCAGCCUUUGACUGUUGGUAAGGGUGAAUUGUAUUUGGAGUUUUGUGGAGUUCUUAAUGAGAAGAUGAAGGGGUUUUAUCGCAGCAAAUACACAACCCUUGAAGGUGAAGUACGUUAUGCAGCAGUGACACAGUUUGAGCCAACUGAUGCUAGACGUGCAUUUCCAUGCUGGGAUGAACCUGCUUUGAAAGCAACCUUUGAUAUUUCACUCAUAGCUGCAAAAGAUCUUGUUACUCUUUCAAACAUGAACAUUGUUAGCAGUAAACCUGUAGCCACAAAUCCUGAACUGAAAGAAGUACAGUUUGCAACCUCUCCAGUUAUGUCUACGUAUCUAGUGGCCGUAGUGGUGGGUGAGUUUGAUUAUGUGGAGGAACAGUCUGGUGAUGGAGUACAAGUGAGAGUAUACACACCAGUUGGGAAACAGGAGCAGGGAAGAUUUGCUCUGGAGGUUGCCUGUAAAGCUCUACCAUUCUACAAGCAGUAUUUCAACAUAGCUUACCCAUUACCAAAAAUGGAUUUGAUAGCUAUAUCAGAUUUUUCUGCUGGUGCCAUGGAAAAUUGGGGGUUAGUCACCUACCGCGAAACGUGUCUUCUUGUUGAUCCACAGAAUACCUCGGCUGAUCGCAAGCAGUGGAUUGCCCUCGUGGUUGGGCAUGAGCUUGCUCACCAGUGGUUUGGUAAUCUAGUAACCAUGGAAUGGUGGACUCAUCUUUGGUUGAAUGAAGGUUUUGCAUCAUUUAUUGAGUUCCUGUGUGUCAACCACCUGUUUCCUGAAUAUGAAAUUUGGACUCAGUUUGUGACUGAUGUCUAUACUCGUGCUCUGGAGCUUGAUGCUUUGCACAACAGUCAUCCAAUUGAGGUUCCAGUUGGCCACCCAUCAGAAAUUGAUGAGAUCUUUGAUGAUAUUUCCUAUAACAAGGGGGCUUCAGUCAUUAGGAUGCUACAUCGAUUUUUAGGAGAUGAGGUUUUUAGUAAAGGGAUGAACACGUACCUGACAAGACACAUGUACAAAAAUGCUCAAACUGAAGAUCUGUGGCAGGCUUUAGAAGAUGCUAGUCAAAAACCAGUGGCUGCUAUUAUGAGCUCAUGGACAAAACAAAAGGGUUUUCCUGUGGUAUCGGUGUCAUGCAGGCAAGAUGGAAAAAAUAAGAUUCUUUCUUUGACUCAAGAAAAGUUCUGUGCUGAUGGAAAUGCUGAGGGGGAUAAUCUGAGAUGGCUUGUGCCCAUUAACAUUACAACAGCAAAGUCACCAGAACAGAUAGUGAAGCAGGUACUACUAGAAGCUCCAUCUAUGGAAAUUCUGAUAGAGAAUGUAGAACCUAAUGAGUGGGUCAAGCACCAGUUAUACAGAGAAGCAGAUUUGCAUGAAGAGAAAGACCGAAUAUCAAGAGCCCUUGGAGCAGUACAGGAUGAAGCAAGUAUCAGAAGAGUCCUGGAGUUUGCUAUUUCUGAUGAAGUAAGAUCACAGGAUACAGUAUUUGUGAUAAUUUCUGCAGCCAUGACAAAAGCUGGACGUGAACUCGCUUGGCAGUUCUUUAAAGAGAAAAAAGAUGAACUCCAAAAGCGGUAUGAAGGAGGGUUUCUAAUAUCACGACUGGUUAAGUAUGUUACAGAAAACUUUGCUACAGAGGAGAAGGCUCAAGAAAUUGGGGAAUUUUUUUCUAAGAACCCGUUUCCUGGAACAGAGAGAACCAUACAGCAAUCACUGGAAACAAUCCGUCUUAAUGAAAAGUGGUUAUCGAGAGAUGCAGAUGCCAUUAAGACAUAUUUAACCAGUCGUCAAUGAUCUUAACACUCAUUACAAUAGACAGAACAGCUGAAAGUAAUAUUAUGUAACAUCUGUUUAAGAUUUAGGAUUAAAACAAUAAAUUGAUUCUUUGAUGAUGACUUUAAUAUAAUUAUGAGAUCAGCAAAUUUUUAUUGGAAUCACAUCAAAAACUUGCAUUUUUUUGGUAUAAUUGAUUUAUGAUUUUACAAUGUUUCGACACCAUGUGUUUAAACUCUGGGUUAAAUGUUUUGAUUUUAACAUUUGACUAAUUCUCUGGGAGAAAUAAACAAAUGUGCUCUUUA
Limulus polyphemus (Atlantic horseshoe crab) is the source of this 2632-nucleotide messenger RNA. RefSeq names its product puromycin-sensitive aminopeptidase-like. The record is from RefSeq and is a predicted model, not a curated record. Gene Ontology annotation, biological process: proteolysis; peptide catabolic process. Gene Ontology annotation, molecular function: zinc ion binding; peptide binding; metalloaminopeptidase activity. The transcript is spliced from 17 exons. Gene Ontology annotation, cellular component: cytoplasm. NCBI's taxonomy places the organism in Eukaryota, Metazoa, Arthropoda, Merostomata, Xiphosura, Limulidae. Bases 282 to 2348 code for a protein of 688 amino acids.